Messenger RNA from Triticum aestivum (bread wheat), 819 nucleotides. RefSeq lists its product as uncharacterized. The record is from RefSeq and is a predicted model, not a curated record. Bases 1 to 819 code for a protein of 272 amino acids. The transcript is spliced from 5 exons. Lineage: Eukaryota; Viridiplantae; Streptophyta; Magnoliopsida; Poales; Poaceae.
AUGGAGAAUUGUCUUCAACAUAUUGUGUUGUAUGUGCUACUUCUCGCUAAUGUAAUUACAGGAAAAUCUUCCCCUACAGAGAUCACGAGUCAUGUGUGGACUCCUCGAGGUGGUGCUGAGAACUAUUAUGGCAUUGAGGCUACAAUUGAUGUAUAUGGAUUUAAUUUACAACCCGGCCAAUUAAGUGCAGCUGGAAUUUGGAUUCUGAACAAAGGAGAUGGAAAACCAUCUUCAGCUAGUGGAUUUCAAGUUGGAUGGAGUGUAAAUUUUCCGAGGUUCUACAAAGAUUCACAUACCCAUUUCUACACAUCUUGGACUAGUGGUGGAUCGCCCGCGAAGGGUUGUAGUGACAUGAUUUGUCCUGGCUUUCAAAAGACAUCAUCGAGUAUAGCUCCGGGAAGUAUCAUUAAUCCAGUUUCAGAUAUCCGGGGCCGAAAAUCAUACAUUACAAUAAGAGUUUUCAAGGAUAAAUCUUCUGGUGACUGGCACGUCCAUUAUGGAUUAAACGGUGGUAUCAAACCAGUUGGCUAUUUUCCCAAAUCCUUGAUUCCAGGACUUAUUGAUAGGAAAGUUGAGAUUAGUUUUGGAGGCUAUGUGUCUCACCAAAAGCCACAACCGAGUCCUCCGAUGGGAAGUGGCUACGCUCCAGCCAGUGGCAAUGCUGCGUCCUUCAAAAAUAUCAAACUAAUUGAUGCCAAUGGCAAUGCUCAUCUUGUGAACACAAAUCUUCCAUUUCGUGUGGACCCCAAAAGAUGCUAUCCUAUAUCUUACAUUGAUUCAGCCAGGUUCUUUUACGGGGGAUCUGGAUGUGCUGAUUAA